CGGCGUUGUCAGUGUGACGAAUAAAAAAUACAGGAAAUGUGAAGACCGAGAGAGGGGUUUCGCUCAGAGACAGCCACAGGCCACAGCACAGCAGGCGCUGUAAAAAAGCUAGGGUUCGUUGAAGGGAGAAGGGAGCAGAAAAGGGCGGAGAGAGGACUCGAUAAGAGGAUAGAGAUAGACGGAGAGACGGAAGAAGAGAAGAGAUGGAGGAGCUCUUGGUUGCCUUCCUGUUCUUCCAUGUCCCGAUUGGAUUUUAGGGUUUCGUCCACCUCGCCGCGUGCGUCGCGAAAGAAUUCAAAUUCCAUUCUCAUGUUGCUACCAAUGGUUAGAUGAAUCUGGAAACAACAUGGUGCAAGGAAGUGGUGAUUGAAUCUUGCUCUUGCCCAUUUUAUCUUUUGAUUCAGAAUGAUGCUUGAGGACUUCUUUACUCUAACAGAGAUGAGAGAUGGACUCUCAAGCCUUGCUAGGGUUGAAGAGUUGAUUUCCAUGAUUCAGAAACUGAAUGAUUCUUCUACAAGUAACUUGGGUGAUGCAACAAGGCAAUGGCCGACAGUUGCUAGUGUUAUAGCAGCUACUGACCACAAGGAAUGUCUUAAUAAAUUUCUUGAGUUGAAUGGCCUUUCUUAUCUGAAAAAAUGGCUUCAAGAAGCUCUAGAUAGUUAUACUGAUGACAAUGGAAUUGCUCUGGAGGAACUGGUCAUUACAUUAUUGGCAUCAUUUGAGAAGCUUCCUAUGGAUUCUGAAAGAAUAAAUACGUCUGGAGUCAGAGCUACUAUUGAACUUCUCAUGGAUCACAGAAAUAUUAAAAUUAAGGAUAAGGCUAAAUUAUUGCACGAUAGAUUGGAGCAUGCAAAGAAGGAUGAUGUAAAUGUUCAUGAUCAGGGUAAAAGUGGGGCCUGUCUUUUUGAUCAAUCUGGACCAGCUGAGGAUUUGCAGAGAAGUGAAAGUGGCCCAAAUCCAUCUGCCAAUAUCCCUCCUUGCUCCAUUCAAUCUGGUGAAGAAAAAUGUGAAGUAGAAUCUGCAGAGACUCAAUUACAGAACUCUCAUGUCAUAGGAUCACUUGAUUCAACAAAUAAGGAGCAAGUUCUGACAAGUGAUCUAAUUCUUUCCACUUCUCUGAACCCAGUCAAUUCAAAUGCAGUUUUAGCAGAUGUAAAUUCAUCUGGGUUAUCCCUUGUCUUGAACCCGUGCCAGGAGGAUUUAUCAAAAUGUUCCACCGGUACUUCUUUGUUGUUUUGUUCAAAAGAACAUGCAGAUGAUCAGUGUGAUGCAAUUGGAUCUAAGAAUGCUUCUGACUGUGUAAAAGAGAUUGAUAUGAAUAUUACGGAAGUCAACCCAAAUGAUUCCACACAAAAAGAAAAUGAUAAUCUUUCUUCAGCUUUUGUUUGUCCUCCAUCCAAAGCACCAUCUCUGCCUUCUGCUGAACCAAUGGAACACCAGUCAGUGGAUGGGGUGGUUGACUAUGGGCCAGAUAAGUGCUUGAUAACGGUUGAGGAGUCUAUGCCAGCUGCAGAUUUCACUUCUAGUUUUCAAAAUCAUUCUUGCAAUGCUAGCAUCCCUAAUAAUACCAGCCAUUCUCAGUUAUCUACUCGAGAGGAAGCCAUGAGUAGUGUCGUUGUAGAUCUUGAACGCGAACUCAAUUUUAAGAGUCACAAAAAUCAUUUUUCAGCUGCCUCUGAUUUUUUAAAGGCUGUGGGAACAAAGGCCAAUGAAGGGGCCGCCGAAAGGUCUGGACCAGGUCUUGAAUGUUUGGAUGAUGCACUGGAAAUUGCAAGGCAGGUGGCUAUAGCAGUGGAAACAGAGGUGGUUGAUUAUAGAGAGGUCUCGUGUAGUUCUCCUGAUGUCAACUCUAGAGAAACAUCUGGUUCUCAAGGCCCUGUUUCUGGAGAACAGCUGGAUGAACAAAUGACUGAGCAAGUUGAUAGGAACAGUUCUACUAUAAAUGAGAAUUCUAGAUCAUUAUCUCCUGAAAAGGGAUCAGAAAUCACACAGAAUAUUAGUUCUGAUCAAGAUGGAGUCUCACCCCAGCCAAAAGUUCCCAUUCCAGAAUCAUUUGGCAAUGUCAUCGGGGAUCAAUGCACCUUUGAUCUGAAUGCAAAUAUUUGCAGCGAUGAACCUGAGUGCUCAAUGAAGUACAGUCCUAAAAUGCCAAACAAUGUGUCUGCUCCUGUAGCUGUUGUUGCUUCUACGAAGGGAACUCCAGAAGUCCCUGCUCUCCAUUUUGGAGGUGAGAUGGGGUGGAAAGGUUCUGCUGCUACCAGUGCUUUCCGACCAGCAUCUCCUAGAAGAACUCCGGAUGGUGAACGGACCUCUGAUCCUAAUCAGAAAUCAAUUUUUGCUGCAAUUGAUCUGAAUGUAGCUGAAAGGAACGACGAGGCUACUGAUGUCCCCACAUUGGCAAAGCAGUUACCUGCUUCCUCUAGUCUUCCAUCUGGAGAUUCAUGUGUGGAAGUUGGUUCAAAAACAGAGGUGCGGAAUUUGGAUCUUAAUCGCCACGGAGAUGAGGAUGCCUCUGCACUCCCAUUCUCAUCUUGGAAGUUGAAUUUUCAAAAUGGGGAACGAAGCCUAUCAUCAGCUUCUUCUUCAUCUUAUAGACAUUCUUCGUUUCGAGAUUUCGACCUGAAUGACAACCCAUCUUUGGCUGAUACUGGUUCACACAGCGCCAGCCAACCAACUACAAAAGCUAAUGAAUCACUUGGAUGGAAAACAGCAGAUAAACCCGUCAUCAGAAUCAUGGGAGCAGAAAUAUCUCUCACAAGGAAGGACAACACUAACAAAGCACAGCAAUUUUUCAUACCCAAUGGGAUGCAAAUGGAGCCUGCUAUGUUUACCAGGUCAUUGCUACCUUAUCCCAGUGCAUUGACCCCUGCUUAUGGGUUUGGUGGCCUUCCUACUGAGCCUGCCAUGUCCAUUCCUUCAGCAGAUUAUUCACCUGGAAACUUUUCGUACAUGUCCGAGACCAGAGGGAUGAUGAUGCACAUACCGCAAGUUACUGGCUCAGUACUAAGCAUGUCAUCUGCUAGACCCUUUCACUAUGGUGCAGCUAAUAUGCUGCCCUAUAUGACUAGUUAUGGUGGUGGACGCCCUGGUUUUGAUUUGAAUAACAGGAUGGCACCACCAGAGAGCGGCAGAGAGGGCGGGAGCCUCGAUCAUCAUUCCUUCUUUGUGCAAGGGCAAAGAGGUUGGAUGGAAGACCCAACUGAGCCUUCUAGUUCCACAAUUUCAUUGAAACGGAAAGAGCCAGAUUCUGGGUGGGAACACACUCCUUUGAAUGGUCACAAUUGGAUGUCAUCGCGACCAUAAUUGUUUCAGAAAACCAGCUUAAAUAGUUAGUCGCUUACCUUUUAGGCCGUCAAUGUGGGGGGGCCAACUAGAUAGAUAGAUGAUGCGGCAUUGACAGGAUGAUUGUUAAAUGAAUAAGGUCUAUAGAUAUAGUGGUAAUGAGAAAUUGAUUUUAUCUGUAGGUUUUGGUUUGUUUAUAAUGACUGCUGCCUACCUUGUCAUUGAUUAGUGGGGGCAGUCCUCGAUGCAUGUACAUCUCACAAAUACUCUAACAUAGCCAAUAGUCGUGAGCCCUUACAUUUAUCAUUCA
Messenger RNA from Zingiber officinale, 3592 nucleotides. RefSeq lists its product as uncharacterized. NCBI's taxonomy places the organism in Eukaryota, Viridiplantae, Streptophyta, Magnoliopsida, Zingiberales, Zingiberaceae. Bases 406 to 3303 code for a protein of 965 amino acids. The record is from RefSeq and is a predicted model, not a curated record. The transcript has 2 exons.